Molecule: messenger RNA, 634 nt
Organism: Oppiella nova
Lineage: Eukaryota; Metazoa; Arthropoda; Arachnida; Sarcoptiformes; Oppiidae
Source: the annotation of a GenBank genome assembly
AUGACUAUCAGUAUUAGAGAUCGCAAACUCUUAUCCAAUGCCUGUACUAAACAAAUCGAAAACUGUUUGCCGGGAUAUUUGCUUUUCAAUGAUGGCUGCAUAGAGUCGUGUCCGGAGGGAUACUUUAUGGUCGAAAAGAGCGCUAAACUCGAUGAACAAAGCAAUACUUCUGUGGUCUGCAAUCGGUGUCACUAUUCGUGUAAACAUUGUUUUGGUUCCAAUGACAACGAAUGCAGUCAAUGCUUCUCAGACGCCACUCUUCACCGAAACGGUCACUGUUUUGCCAAAGAGUUGGUCCAAGAAGUGAUGGCUCUGGAGAAGUGGUACACAGCGGUGGCCGUUGUUUUCCUGUGUCUUUGUUUUGUGAUCUUGACUUUAGUUGUUUACAUAAUCACCGACAAGAAUGCCAAUAUUCUGUGCUGUUUGACACCCAGUGCUCACAGAACUCCGGUCUACGAUGGCUUACCUCUCAAAUCUCACCACUCGGUUGUCUUGAGCACCGAUCCAUUGAAAGGCAAACGCAAUAAAUAUCAGAUCGAAGACAUCAGUGAAGAAGACUUAUAGAAGAGUUGUCUUUAAAAUACUUAUUCUAUACUUAAACGGACAUCAAUUCAAUUCAAUUAUACCUGAUUUU